ACCUGACAUCACUGUCGAAAUGUCGGAAUAAUCAUCAGAUAGAGCAGGAGUGAUCUUGAAAUAAAUUGAACAGUGUGCAGUUGAAUCCGACAUUCUGUUAUCGUAGUCCACAGCGUGCAUAGCCAGGGAGUAAACACGAAAUUUUAGAUUGAUCAAAAUGGCGGUACCCAAACUCAAAUUGAAUGCUGGCAUUGAAAUUCCACAAUUGGGACUUGGCACGUGGAAGUCAAAGCCUGGUGAAGUUACCCAAGCUGUAAAAGACGCCAUUGACGUCGGUUACCGUCACAUCGACGGUGCCCACAUUUACCUCAACGAAAAAGAAGUCGGGGCCGCUCUAGACGCCAAAUUCAAAGAUGGUACCGUCAAACGUGAGGACGUUUUCAUCACCAGCAAGUUAUGGAACACCUUCCACAGCCCCGACUUAGUCGAACCAGCUUGUCGCAACACCCUUGCUGAUCUAGGUCUGGAAUACCUCGACCUCUACCUUAUCCACUGGCCAUUCGGUUUCAAAGAAGGCACUGAUGAAUUACUCCCCACGAAUGAUGAUGGUACCGACGCCGCUUCCGACGUAGACUACGUGGAUACCUGGAAAGCAAUGGAGGAACUCGUCUCCAAAGGCCUGUGCCGCGCCAUUGGUGUAUCCAACUUUAACCAGAGCCAAAUUGAACGUAUCCUGGCGGUGGCGAAGAUUGUCCCUGCAAUGAACCAGAUUGAAUGCCACGCUUAUCUUAACCAGAGUGAAUUGAGCAAGUAUUGCGCCUCCAAGGGUAUUACCAUCACAGCUUACAGUCCUCUGGGAUCUCCUGAUCGUCCAUAUGCUAAACCCGGUGAGCCUGCGCUGUUGGAAGACCCGAAAUUGCAGGAAAUUGCUGAUAAGUACAAGAAGAGUAUUGCGCAAGUCCUGCUGAGGUACCAGCUGGAUCGUGGACAUGUUGUCAUCCCGAAGAGUGUGACCAAAACACGCAUUGCUGAAAAUUUCAACAUCUUAGAUUUUAAACUCACUGAUGAGGAUCUGGCGACUGUGAAUGGUUUUGAUCGUAAUUGGCGUGUGUGCCCGAUGACAGGAUCUGCUGCACAUCCUCAUUACCCUUUCUAAGGAAUUCUAAGGAUGAAAUGCAAUAUUUAAUUGAAUGUAACAUUCAAAUAUAAAUCAAUUCGUGAUUUUA
Dalotia coriaria is the source of this 1166-nucleotide messenger RNA. RefSeq names its product aldo-keto reductase family 1 member B1-like. The transcript has 4 exons. The coding region runs from base 158 to 1096 and encodes 312 amino acids. The record is from RefSeq and is a predicted model, not a curated record. Gene Ontology annotation, molecular function: aldose reductase (NADPH) activity. Gene Ontology annotation, cellular component: cytosol. Lineage: Eukaryota; Metazoa; Arthropoda; Insecta; Coleoptera; Staphylinidae.